AUUACAUUUUUAAACAUUCUCUGUUUGCCUAUACCGAGCAUUUGACUUUUCUCUACUUUGUUUACUUAACUUUUUUGUAUUUAACGGCCGGUUUGCCGCUUUACGGUUAGAGUCUUGAAUCCCUGGGAAACGCGAACAACUGUCCUGCGAAGUUUGGAUCAAGUGUUUCACCUUCAGCCGGAAAAUAAACUGGACAUUUACCCGCCAGACUAACGGAAAUGACACCGCGGGGCGUACGGGCGUUUAUGGAAGUAUUUCGAAAAGUUGUAAUUCACAUUUAAGGCCUUUUCAUUUCAAACCCAGUGUUUAGGGAAACGGGACAGCGAGAGACAAUAGUGGUGUGAAAGAGAGAGCGAGAGAGAGCUCGUGCAGGAGGGGAGGGGGGAUCGAUGCCUCGCGGGGGCUUUGUUCUGUCCCGUGUGGUGACCUACCGCGAGCCCGCUGCGGAUAUCGACUGACUCUGCCGGUGGAUUUAUGAUUGCUUGGUGAUUGAUACACGGACUCGGGGGGCCGUCGGAACAACCAUGGACGUGACUCUGUCCGAGUUGCUGGCCACCUUCAUGGAGUCGCCGCUGGUGGUGUGGGUGAGGACGCUGGGUCCUCUGGGCUCGUGCGAUGAUGCGGGCUCCGAGGAGCGCGUCAACAUGUUCAUGGAGCUGGUGGAUGGCGUCUUUCUGCACAAGAUCAUGACACACAUCGACCCCAGCCCAACCAAUCAGAGGCUGAACAAAAACGUGAACAAUGACUUGUCUCUUCGCCUAUACAACCUGACCAUUCUCACCAGACACAUCAGGACGUACUACCAGGAGACCUUACAGCAGCUAAUAGUCAUGCCCCUUCCUAACAUUCUCUGCAUCGCCAAGGAUCCUAUAUCAGCUAAGAGCAUGGAGCAGCUGAAAAUACUUUUGUUGCUGAUACUAGGCUGUGCUGUCCAGUGUGAGCGUAAGGAGGAGAUGAUAGAGAAGAUCAAGCUGCUGGACAUUGAGACCCAAGCUGCCAUCGUCUCUCACAUCCAGGAGGUGACCCACAACCAGCUGAACGUCCUGGACCUGUCCUGGCUGGAGGACGAGUUGCAGCUGGCACAGGAUGAGCUGGAGCCUCUGUCCCGCAACAUGGCGGCAUCGCUGCAGCAACUGAUCGACCAGAGAGACAAAGCCAGUGAGGUGAUUGUGGAUCUGACCCAGGAGAGGGACUACUUGUCCAGUCAACAGCCCCAAGAAUGGUGCAGGAACCUGGGCAUGAGCAGCCCAGACUGUGGGCAGAGUUCUGGAGGAGUGGGAGUAAUGAAGGGGGGCUCGGCUGUGACCGGGCUGACCAAAGAGGAGAAGCAGCAUCUGUCCGUGGAGCUCGCCGACACCAAAGCCAAGCUCCGCAGAUACAGACAAGAACUGGAGGAGAAGACAGAGCAGCUGAUGGAUUCAAAACAUGAAGUGGAGCGACUGGAUCAGGAGUUACAAAGACAGAAACAAGAGAACCAGUCGCUGUCUUGUGAGGCUCGUUCGGUCCGAGUGUACCGGGACGAGGUGGACUCACUGAGGGAAAGAGCGGCGCGGGUCGACCGACUGGAGACUGAACUGACCAGGUGUAAAGAGAAGCUCAACGAUGUUCACUUCUACAAGACCAGAAUGGAGGAGCUUCGCGAGGACAACCUGACCCUCAUGGAGACAAAGGUGCUAUUGGAGGAGCAGCUUUCCACCUCCAGGGGGCGCUGUGAUAAACUGCACACGCUGGAGAAAGACAACCUCUUACUUCGGGCAAAAACACACGACCUGGAAAUGGACAGGGACAAUGAACGUCGGCGGUUGGAGGAGCUGGUGGAGGAGAACAUGCUGCUGGAAAUCGGACAGAAACAGAGUAUGAACGAGUCGGCUCACCUGGGCUGGGAGCUGGAGCAGCUGAGCAAGAACCAUGACAACACUAACACAGACACUCGUAAGUCGCUGGUCGAUGAGCUGAACGAGUGUGUUUCCAGUCGGGUGUUGAAGCUGGAGAAGGAGAACCGGGAGCUUCAGGCCUCCAUAGAGGGACUGAAAGAGGAGAACCACCUCCUGCAAGAGCAGCAGCUUCACACCCAGGAACGAAACAGGGAGAACCAAGGCCUCAGCAAGAAGGUGGACUGUCUCCAGGGUUUAUUGGACCAGGAGAGACUGACCAAUCAGGACAUGGAGUCCCUGGGAGAGGAAAUAUUGAAGGAAAAACAGAUUCUGGGCAGAGAUAUGCAUACUCUGAGGGCAGAAAAAGACAGACAGAUCUCACAGUUGGAGAGCGAGAAGCAGCACCUCUCUGACGCCGUGGCGUCCCUUCAGGAGCGCGCUCAGUCAAACGACGAGGCGACCGUCCGGGAGGUGGAAACGGAAAACCGCCUACUGCAUCAGAGCAUCACUGACACCAGCUCCCGAUUGGCCAGCUUAGAAACCCAACUCAAACUAGCCAGUGAGGAUGCAGAUAGGCUGAGGGAGAGGGCGGGGCGGUGUGAUGAGUAUGAGCGUGAAGCGGCGAGGCUGGAGAGGAGCAGGGACUCCCUGAACAGAGAGGUGGCCUCUCUGCGUGCAUGCAGCGAGCGGUCCGAGGCUCUAGAGAAGCAGAUGUCCUCCCUGGAGCAGGAGGUGCACAGGCUGAAGAGGGAGGCAGAGGAGGCCCAGCGGGAGCAGCAGCGACUGGUGAGGCACGAGGCAGAGAACAGCCUGCUGUCAAAGGAGAACCUGGACCUGCGCUGCUCCCUGGAAAACCUGCGCUCCUCAUCCGCCCGCCUGGCCACCCUCCAGGAGGAGCAUAAAGAGGCACAAAGAGAGACGCAGGAUGUGCAGAGGAAGCUGGAGGAGGCCCGAGAGGAGGCCCAAGGAGAAAGGAAGAGGGCGGAGAGGCUUGAGCUGAUUGUGGCAGCCCUGAACCAGGAGAAGCAUCGCUUGGGGGAGGAAGUACAGAGGAGCAGAGAGGAGAGGGAAGACGAGGAGAGCGAGAGGCAGGACACCCAGGCCCGAGAAGAGGAGCUGAGAAGGGAAGUAGAAGAGAUGAAGGAGGAGCGGAGAAGGAGGGAGGAAGUUGAAAAGGAGAGGAGGAAGCUCCAACUGGACUUGGAGCAGUCAGAGAAGGGCAGAAAGCACCUGGAGAAGGAGAGCUGGAAGAUCCGAACGCUGCUGGAGGCGAAAGAAACAGAGCUGGAGGAGAAUGCCACACGAUUGGCUACUGUGAAGAAGGAGGGCGCAAUUCUGGGUAAGGAAGUAGAUAGGCUGAAGGAGGUGUCAGUCAAAGCCAAGGAGUCGGAGAGGGAGAACAAGGAGCUGCAGAAACGGGCAACUAUUGACAAGAGGACUCUGGCCACUCUGAGAGAGGAGUUGGUGUCGGAGAAGCUGAGCGUUCAGCAGCAGAGUGUUGAGUUGGAGAGACUCAAUCAAGAACUGGAAAAGAUCGGCCUGAACAGAGAAAAGCUGCUACAGCAAGAGCACACACAGGAGGACAGCAGGUACAGGCUGCUAGAGUCUCGGCUUGAGGAAACUGUCCAACAGACGUUAAAAGUGAGAGAGGAGAAAAUCUCCCGUCUAGAAAGGAAACUGGAAGAGAGCAACACGCUCAACACUACGCUACGUGCUAAGCUAACCACUGUAAGCAUGUGCGCACAAACUUCUUUCAAAGAAGUUUCCGGCUUGUAUUUUAAAAUGUGUAACAAUGUGUUUUGUUUUUUCCAGGGGGAAGAAAACCAUAACUAUCAGCAGUGCUCGGGAGGUGACCGGAGUCAAGGGUCAGCCACUGCCGAACUGCUCCGAAUCAAAGAUCAUCUCAUUGAUGUCGAGAAGAAUAGUGCCUCCCUGCAGAUGGAGAGCAGUCUGCUGAAAGGCCAGCUCAAACAGCUGGAGAACCAGAACACAUAUCUUAACAACCAGAUGUUGGGGCUGCAGCGACACACCACCACCCUGCAGGAGCAGAAUUCUAGCUUACAUACACAGACUGCAAAACUCCAGGUGGAGAACUCCACGCUCUCCUCCCAGAGUGCAUCUCUCAUGGCUCAGAAUGCCGUGCUGCAGGGCCAAGUCACCGCCUUGGAGUCGGAGGUGGAGACGUGGCAGAGGCAGCGCGAGGAGGCGUGGCGAGCCAGAGAGAGCGUGCUCAGCGACCACGAGCGCCUGCUGAGCGUUCACGAGAGGCAAGCGCAUGAGUACGAGCAGCUCAUCAGUCAGCACGCUGCGCUGAAGGGCAAGCAGAGGACGCUGGAGGGCGAGCACCGGACGCUGCACAGCAAGUGUUGCACUUUGCUGCAGCAGAAGGAGAAAUGGGAGGAGCAGGAGAGGCACGGUCGGAAAGAGAAGGAGGAACUGAACCAGGAGAUCCAAAAGAGUCGUCUUCAAGAGCAAGAGAAUCUACAGCUCAAAACAGAAGUGGACAGAUUAAGAGAGAGACAAACGCAGCAGUCAGAGCAAUGUGAAGGGCUGCAGCAGCGCAUGAAUGACCUCAAGAGCUCACUAAGCUCCGCCCAGCGGGAAGAGAGUCGAUGGAUGGCGCAAUACGAUACGCUAAUGGAGCAACACCAGGGCCUGGAUCUAACCAUGACCAAACUAGACAACCACUGUGAGUUGUUGAGCCGACUGAAAGGGAACCUGGAAGAGGAGAACCACCACCUCCUGAGUCAGAUCAACCUGCUGAGUCAGCAGAACCACACUCUACUUGAGAGGAGCAUGGAGAGCAAAGAGCUGUGUCACCAGGAGCAGAAACUAUACAUUGAUAAGCUGAACGCUCUCCGUCGCCAGAAAGAGAAACUAGAGGAGAAGAUCAUGGACCAGUACAAGUUCUACGACCCCACACCGAAGAAGAGGAGUCAGUGGUCCGGAGCCAAAGCGUUAGCCAAACUGAUCAAACCCCGGAAGGAGAGCAGCAGGGAGAGAGGGGCCGACCGAGACAAGGAGGGCGGCAAAGAGAGAGAGAGAGCAAAGAGCGCCCCAGACAUCCCACUGCCUUCCCCGCCCCCCCUCCUCCCUCCUGAAACCCCGCCCCCUCUACCCCAUCGCACAGCGAGUGACACGCUGGACAGCGGCCGUGCCCACAGUAACCAUAACAACCACACCAGCAGCACAAGCCUGGGACCCCAGAGUCCUGCGCUCACGCCCAUCGGCCGAGGUUUGAUGGACAGGGGCCGCGGUGUUUACCGUAGCAGUACUCCAGGAGGCAGCAGUGAGAGUGUCAAUGGAGAGGAUGGACUUGGACAAGCUCAGACCCAGAGAGCUCUGAGCUCAACUCCCAGCCAUCCGUCCCCCGCAUUAGGCCUCACUAGCUGCUCCAGACCGGGACAUGGUCUCGGCCGCAGGCCCAGAGGUCUAUUAUUUGAUGAAGACACCCGCCACAACUCCUCUGACUCCAUGUUUGGUCAACAUGGCAACACGGGAGGUCGUCCGGGGUCGGCAGACUUCAGCCACAACACCUCCAGCUCCAACUCGCCUGUCAACGGCAGAGACUCAUUGGUUCAUCAGGCUCGCUCAGCCAGCCUCUCUAGUGACGAUGUCAUGGGUCUGAGCCAAUCACAACAGACCUUGUCACGUAGCUCCACUCUUCCAUACGACCAAGCGCCCCAGAGAGCCCAACCGCAGCGCGGAGGCGGGGUUAGGUCUAAGACCCGCCCUGGGUCUCCUGGAAGUGAGAUGGUGACACUGGAAGAGUUUCUACAAGAGAGCAACAAAAAGUCCCCUCCUAUGGUGUCAACGGGAAGUAAGGAGGACUUGAUGAUGGACUAUUUCACCAGUAGUCCGGCUCCCGCUGCCAGAGAUCAGGCGACUCCCACCAGCUACGUCACGCCCACUGUGCAGUCGUCCAACCAGAGGCCGGGCCAGAGUGUCAAACCCUCGCCCCGCCAACCUGUAGGCCAAUCCCCUGCCUCGGGCCAGCCUGUCGCCCAGAGUAGCAGCCAAUCACUGAGCAGGGCUUUCAGCCUGGCCUCCGCUGAUUUGCUGCACUCCAACGGACCAGACAGUUUCCGUGGAGCUGAAGGCCAAUCGGAUGUGGUUGUUCGGAGACAAGGGGGAGGGGCUAGUGGGAGAGAACGUCCACUCUCUGCUCGGCUGGCCGACCCGACCAAUCAGCACGGAGACGGCAGCUUCCUGAAUCCGCCGAUUCACCAUUCGUCCUCUCUUAACCUGCAAACAGACAGACACACGGAGAGAGAAAGAGAGCGAGGGAAGACCGCCGUCUCUCAGAACGGCCCCACCUCGUCCUCCUCCUACCACCACCGCGGAGAGGUCGCCAUGGUAACCCCCGUAAGGGCCGUGCCUGCCACGCAACCCGACAAGGCCUCAGAGCACAGGGAGGUUUUAAGGGAGGGCCAGUCGGACUACGCCUCCCACUUAACGAAAGAAAGUGAGAGCUGUGACGCCGUGGAACGCCCGAAGAGCACGCCUGCUUCCCCUGACCCCAACAAUGACCCUCAGACUGUGUGGUAUGAGUACGGCUGUGUCUAAACACUGACACUAAUGGAAACCCAUUAUACUCACAACCACUGUCUGCUGGAGCUGAAUCCAAACCCUCAGUCACAAGCAAUCAGCCUCUGGACUCUGAUCUUUGUAUUGUGGAUACAUGUUAUUCUGAGAUACAAAAUCAACUGGGAAUAAGUCUAAAUUAUGGACAGCAAAAAACAAAUUUAAGCCCAUCUCUGCACAAAGGAGUCGUGGCUUCUGUUUGUAUUUUCUGGAACAAACCUUUGUAGCUUAACAAGUAGACCUGAUUCUGUAUGCCCCUAGCGGAUUAACACAGUAAGGAAGCUUCCUGAAUCAAAGGAGCUGCCAAGGAUUUCAGCCGCAACAAAACAACCAUGUCCUCACCUCAACGAUGGACCUGAAGAUACAAUGUCACCAUUUUUCAUCAAAAGCUGUAUCUCACAAGGGGACACAGUGUAGACAUAGAAUAGAAUAUACACUUUUAUUAAUCCCCAAGGGGAAAUUAGUUCUCUGCAUUUAACCCAUCCUUAGCUCAAUCACUGACGUUCUUUAGACAUAAACACCGUCACACUAUAGAUGGUUUCUGAGAAUGCUGAAAUUCUCUGGCCUAUGUUGUUUAUGAUCGCCCUGUUUACAAGCGUGUUUUUAAAUGUUUUCACAUCAAGAAAUGGAGAUGUCUGAAGUCUGAGAAUCCACAACAAUUAAAGCCCUACAUGCAGAGCUGAGGGCCAGAAUAAGAACGGUCUUGGUCUAUGAGCUGGAACUCUUUUGACCGCUGACACUGUGGGGCACUGCUAAUUUAUACCUGGAGGCCGCCAGUCCUACGGAACUGCACGCCUAGAAUUAGCCAUCACCGAAGUGAGUGGUUAGACUAAAGUGAAGGUCACAAGAAGCACCAGAACGACUGAAUGUAUGAGAUUUCCCCUCCUCUUUUCUGUCAUACUCCUCUAUUAUCUUGAACAAACGCAGGGAAAAGAGUGAGAGAGGAGGAUGGACUCUGAGAGAUUCAAGCAAAGCAACAGAUAUCGAGAGUGACGGAGUGACGGGAGGAUGGAGAGAUAAACGGGACAGAGGUGGAGGCUAAAUUACAGUCCUUCUCCCUGCAUUAAUCUUUAGAUGAUGUCCCAGCAUGCAACACUCUAAACACUUUACUGGAAAUGUUGCACAGCCCGGGAUAACACUAGCGCCACACACACACACACACUUAUAUAAUGAUAUACACAGAGGAAUUGUCCUUGAGGGGCUCGGUUGUGGCUUCACUAACCAAUGAGCUGGACCUAAUUUACACACACACACACCACUAAGUAAACCACUGUGUUUUGGUAUUGUGCACUGCUGCACGCUAAGUUAGACAGUAGUGAAUCUGAGUCUGCCCAGCAGAGAGAGAUUCAGACCUACUGUGAUCUAGAUAGUUAGAGUUUGUAUGUGAUGAAUUGGCAAUAAACUAAGAGCACCUCUUUUACACUGUUCCACACACCUUUGGUAUUGUUCAACCUGGACCCUAUUGUGUGUCUUUCUCUGAAUUAAAAGUGUCUGACUUUAGGCUGAGCUAUCGGAAGAGAGUCGCUCGCUGAAGGAGAAGUCGUGUUUUGGUAUCCUACGAGGUGACAUGUCACCAAAAGACGACAGAGAAACGCGUGAUGGAGUACAGAAAGAGACUCAGUGGCCAAAACGAGCUGUGAGUCGUCGGGGCGACUCGUUCUUCAGGUGCUGCUUUCAGCGCUCUCCAGGUUAAGGAAUACCAAAGUUACCCGAAACUGAAAAGUGUCUUCAUCACAUACACGGAUGCACACGUGAGAAACUCAUGCAGCGUCUCUCCAUGAUAAGACCUCAGUAUUGAGUUUGUCAUCACUCAGGGAGACGAGCACAGCACGUCAUCAUUCUCCUGGAAACACUGCUCUCCUCACUGCUAGUUAGAUGACUGUUUGGAGGGGGGUGGGGGGGUGUUGUGAAUACUUUGGGUUUCCUUUUAAACAAAGAAAGGAGGAGGAUGAGAGGUGGGGGAAAUAUAUUGGCCUAUGCCUUGAAGGCCGAUGAUGUCAAUGGAAAAACAAAGCAUCUUAUGCUAAUUAUUCUGACCUUGUGUCUGUACUGCUGUUUGAAAAUACGAAGCUGUCCCUCUUGUAUUAGUGACUGCAAAGACUUUCCUCAAAACACUAGAGUGAUGAUGAGGAGGAGGAGGAGGACGUAACACUGGAGAAAGUGACUGUUUGGCUGGAAUCCAUCAUGAUGAAACAAACGGCACACGUCAAUAUGCAAUGAGCUAAAUUAUUUUACCUGUAACAUUUGUAUAUGACAUUAGAUCUUUUAUAAACGGGGUCAAUAUUCCCAGACUUUUGGAUACUUUGUUUUGUGUAAAAUCCUGAAAAUGUUUGUUGAUCCAAAAAAGAAGAAACAAUAUCAGAACUAUUCCUGUCCACUGGUAAAAGUCACGCGGUUCCGAGAGUUGUAGAUACUUUUUAAAAGGGAAUACGGUUCUCGUAGUGGUGCGAUACACUGAUGGGCGAUGCUGUCAGUAGUAGGGUGGUGCUCUCAGUAGUAGGGUGGUGCUGUCAGUAGGAGGGUGAUGCUAUCCGCAGUAGAGUGGUGCUGUCAGGAGUAGGAUGGUGCUGUCAGUAGGGCUACGACCGGUCUAGUCACCUGUGUAGGUUGCGACUUUUAUUACGUCUCAAAUGAGGCCUGAAGAUUGUCAUAGAAACACGGUGACUGAUGAGAAUAUGACUAUUUUCACGAAAUAAAUGCACAUGCUAUCCUAUAGUACUAUAGUUUUCUACAUUGUAUACACAAAAUAAAUCAACUAUGCACCACUCCAGACUGAAAUCGUACGUAUUGCCAACACUUUAAGGCCUCUCUAUGUUAUUCGUUAUCAAAUGCUCUGUGUGUGUGUGUGUGCGUGUGCGUGCGUGUGUCGAUAGAAAUACAUUAAAUUCCAAAAAGCAAUCUUUUAUGUUAUCAAAGCAACAGCAUCUCACAAAAAAAACACACACACACUUGUGCAAAUUACAUUAUGUUAUUUGCUGUCUGGAAAGUGUGUGUGUGUGUGUGUUGUCUGCCCGUCCUCCUGCCCCUCACUCCUAUUGGUCGGCUUUACCUGCUGUGUUGAGAGCAACAGCACCAACGAUCCUCAGCGGGACUCCGGUGCUUCCAACGCGCUGAUCUGACGUCAUUAUUAACCGUGCGUGUCCAGAGGAACACAAAAGGACAGCCGCACGCUGCAGGACACACGAGAGAAGGUCACAGACACUUCCUGCUGUCACUGGAAUAACUAGAUGACUGUUGCUGACUGCUCUGCUGUGAUGUGACUUCUGUUUGAACAAAAAGAAAAGUGUGAGACGGUAGAAACUGAGGAUAAAGCUUUUUGGUAAUAAAGAUUUACAAACUUGGA
This is a messenger RNA of Pseudoliparis swirei, 9801 nucleotides long. RefSeq names its product coiled-coil domain containing 88C (gene ccdc88c). Lineage: Eukaryota; Metazoa; Chordata; Actinopteri; Perciformes; Liparidae. Gene Ontology annotation, biological process: cytoplasmic microtubule organization; cytoskeleton-dependent intracellular transport. Gene Ontology annotation, molecular function: microtubule binding; dynein light intermediate chain binding. The coding region runs from base 525 to 6440 and encodes 1971 amino acids. The record is from RefSeq and is a predicted model, not a curated record. The transcript has 30 exons. Gene Ontology annotation, cellular component: centrosome; cytoplasm.